CCCCGCCCUACUUGUAUCGAUGAAAGUUUGUGUUACAAAGAUGGCGGAUUUCCUGCCGUCCCGGUCCUUUCUAUCCGUCUGUUUUCCUAAAUGUCUACUCAACACCAGCGAAGCAGAGCAACUGAGGAUAUCAAAAGAGAUCGACAGAUGUAUUUCGAAAGACAAAACGUACGUAAAGCGGUUAGUCAAGAUACUUUUGCUCGGCGCCGGCGAGAGCGGCAAGUCCACUUUCCUCAAGCAGAUGCGCAUCAUACACGGACAGGAUUUCGACCAGCUGGCUCGAGAGGAGUUCCGAGCGACUAUCUACAGUAACGUUAUCAAAGGCAUUCGCGUCCUUGUGGAUGCACGAGAAAAGCUGCGUAUCCCAUGGGGUGAGCCAUCAAAUCAGACACACGGCGAGACCCUGAUGAGCUUCGACACGCGCUCGGCUCAGGGCAUGGUGGAGGCCAAAGUCUUCCAUCAGUAUCUACCUGCAGUGCGUGCGCUCUGGGCCGACAGUGGCAUCCAGCAUGCCUACGACCGCCGCCGCGAGUUCCAGCUGGGUGAAUCGGUGAAGUAUUUCUUGGACAACUUGGAAAAACUUGGAAUGCCGGACUAUCUGCCGAGUCAGCAGGAUAUCUUGCUGGCCCGCAAACCCACCAAAGGCAUCCACGAGUAUGACUUUGAAAUCAAGAAUGUCCCGUUCAAGAUGGUCGACGUGGGUGGGCAGCGCUCCGAGCGGCGCCGCUGGUUCGAGUGCUUCGACAGCGUCACCUCCAUCCUGUUCCUGGUAUCGUCGAGCGAGUUCGACCAGGUCCUGAUGGAGGACCGUCAGACCAACCGGCUCACAGAGUCGCUCAACAUUUUUGGCACCAUCGUCAACAACCGCGUGUUCAGCAACGUCUCCAUCAUCCUGUUCCUGAACAAGACCGACCUGCUGGAGGAGAAAGUCAAGACCGUAGCCAUCAAGGACUUCUUCCCCGAGUACGAGGGCGAUCCGCACAGCUUGGAGGACGUGCAGAAGUUCCUCGUGACGUGCUUCCGCAACCAGCGCCGCGAGCAGCAGAACAAGCCGCUCUACCACCACUUCACCACGGCCAUCAACACUGAGAACAUUCGCCUCGUCUUCCGGGACGUCAAGGACACCAUCUUGCACGACAAUCUCAAGCAGCUCAUGCUGCAAUGAUCUGAACUCGUUCCUUAGCUUCCACUGCUCGUGUCCAAACCUGGACCACUAAACCUGACUUGGGGGAGG
This is a messenger RNA of Neoarius graeffei (lesser salmon catfish), 1234 nucleotides long. RefSeq names its product guanine nucleotide binding protein (G protein), alpha 13b (gene gna13b). NCBI's taxonomy places the organism in Eukaryota, Metazoa, Chordata, Actinopteri, Siluriformes, Ariidae. Gene Ontology annotation, cellular component: heterotrimeric G-protein complex; brush border membrane. The transcript has 4 exons. Gene Ontology annotation, biological process: Rho protein signal transduction; adenylate cyclase-activating G protein-coupled receptor signaling pathway. The record is from RefSeq and is a predicted model, not a curated record. The coding region runs from base 20 to 1165 and encodes 381 amino acids. Gene Ontology annotation, molecular function: guanyl nucleotide binding; GTPase activity; D5 dopamine receptor binding.